AUGUUUAGUCCUAUCCGAAGGAUAACGGAGACUCUUACGCCGAAAAAGAUCGCCUUAGGAACGGCCCUAGUUCUCGCUAGCGUCGGUGGGACAUAUGGCUGGAGAGUACGCGAUCGUCUCAGCCAAACAAAUCCAAGGGACAUUCAAUCAAGUCUGAACGUAUCGGAGUCAUUGAAGGACUCGAAAACUGUUCGAAGCCUUGUAAAUCCACGAAGCCAUGCUAGCAAGGGAGAUUCUCACUCUAUUAUCUUAUCAAUGCGCUCGAGAGAAAAUGUGCCGUCAGAGAAGGCUCUGUUGUCUGCAUUCGUGACUGGUUUUUUUUCAGGGCCAAUCUUUCAACCAGAAAGUAUAGCCCUUUCUCUGUUUAGUUUAUCGAAACUCCCUCCUACAUCCAGUAUUCUGUGGGGAACAUUCCAAGUUGCCGACAUUGAACUGUCAGAUAGCUGCACCAGCAAACCGACAGGAAGUAGGGCUGAUAUUGUCUUUGGUGACAGCCAGGGGGGUUUCGCUGGUUGCCAUCGAUUUUCUGUCAAGCGGUUGGACACAAGUGAAGACAUUCAAAGAGGGGAGAUUAAAUUUCGUCUUAGUCUAGAGUGCUUGGUCUGCGAUCCGACAUCAAGUAAACCAAAGGAGUCUAAGUUCUUACACAAGGUACAUAACAACUACUCACAUUUGCUGUUUAGAGACGCUGUGGCACAUACAAAAUCGAGAUUUAAAAGCUUAGUUUAG
Trichoderma virens Gv29-8 is the source of this 729-nucleotide messenger RNA. RefSeq lists its product as uncharacterized. Bases 1 to 729 code for a protein of 242 amino acids. The transcript is spliced from 2 exons. NCBI's taxonomy places the organism in Eukaryota, Fungi, Ascomycota, Sordariomycetes, Hypocreales, Hypocreaceae. The record is from RefSeq and is a predicted model, not a curated record.